Messenger RNA from Daucus carota subsp. sativus, 789 nucleotides. RefSeq lists its product as uncharacterized. Bases 1 to 789 code for a protein of 262 amino acids. The transcript has 6 exons. NCBI's taxonomy places the organism in Eukaryota, Viridiplantae, Streptophyta, Magnoliopsida, Apiales, Apiaceae. The record is from RefSeq and is a predicted model, not a curated record.
AUGGCUGAGAUCCCUUACCAAAUGAUAGCCAACCUACGCCCUCAAACAACACUUGCAUGGAAGCUUAAAGUCCGAGUUACAAGGCUUUGGCCAGCCAUUAAUCGUCAAGGAGAUACAGUGGGUAUACACUGCAUUUUCGUCGAUGAAUUGGGAGGCCGCAUUGAGGCAUGGAUAAAUGCAGCAAACAUGAAUCAAAUUCAGAAUUUGAUUACUGAAGGAGGUACCUAUGUUGUCCAUAACUUUGUUGUUAGGCAGUAUGGUACCAUGCAAACUCAAAGAUGCUUUCAAAAUGAUGUCUUCAUCGAAUUGUAUAAUAUGACUGAGGUCUUUGUGGCUGAAGGUGUAGAUUAUAUCCCGCGUCAUGUUUUUCACUUCACUGACUUUUCAGCUCUAAUGGACACUGCAAGGGAAAGCAACUUUCUAAUUGAUGUUCUUGGCAUUCUACAACAAGUGCAGCCUAUCACUACAUACCGGAACAAAUAUAAUGAGGUCAAAAACAGCAUUGAGUUUACCAUCAACGAUAUGAGCACUUCUGCACAAGUGAUAUUCUACGAUGAAAUGGCAGAAUCUUUUAAUCAGGAAGUCCAUAAUGCUGGCCAACAUCCAAUAAUUGUUAUAAUAUCCAGUUCUAAAGCUCGGCUAAUCCAAGGUGAGCCAAAGUUGACAAACUAUCCGGCGACAAGGUUUUUCAUAAAUCUUCAACAUGAAGCAGUGCAGGAUCUGAGAGAUGCAUUCAGAUUGAAUGGUACAGUUUGGCAAAUUGGCGUCUCCAUUGAUGUUCGCAAAUAA